This is a messenger RNA of Periophthalmus magnuspinnatus, 1201 nucleotides long. It is a transcript of the gene exosc1, whose product is annotated as exosome component 1. Gene Ontology annotation, molecular function: RNA binding. The coding region runs from base 62 to 646 and encodes 194 amino acids. Gene Ontology annotation, biological process: RNA processing. NCBI's taxonomy places the organism in Eukaryota, Metazoa, Chordata, Actinopteri, Gobiiformes, Gobiidae. The record is from RefSeq and is a predicted model, not a curated record. Gene Ontology annotation, cellular component: cytoplasm; nuclear exosome (RNase complex). The transcript is spliced from 8 exons.
CAAAACUCACUUCUACCUGACGUCACAACCAAUCGCCCGACAAUCUUCUCUUCUCGAAAACAUGUCGCCCAUGAAGCUGUGUGUUCCAGGUGACAAGCUAUGCAGCAUUGAAGACUGUAUUCCUGGCACAGGAGUGUAUUUGCGGCAUGGAUAUAUCUACUCUGCACUAGCAGGCUAUGUGCUCAGGAAAAACGAGGGAGAGGAGUUGCCAGUGAUCUCAGUUGUGAGAGAAACUGAAACACAACUAUUGCCAGAUGUAGGUGCAAUAGUCACCUGUAAGGUAACCAGUAUCAACCCGAGGUUUGCUAAAGUCCACAUUCUUUAUGUUGGCUCCACACCGCUUAAGGACCGCUUUAGGGGAACAAUUAGGAAAGAAGACGUACGUGCAACUGAAAAAGACAAGGUUGAAACCUACAAAAGCUUCAGACCUGGUGACAUUGUUCUAGCCAAAGUUAUUUCUCUGGGUGACGUACAGUCUAACUACUUGUUGACCACUGCAGAGAAUGAACUCGGAGUAGUAGUGGCCCACAGUGAAGCAGGUGCCCAGAUGAUCCCCAUCAGCUGGUGUGAGAUGCAGUGCCCUCAAACACACACCAAGGAGUUUCGAAAGGUGGCCCGUGUGCAGCCUGAGUAUCUGGAAGCUUGAAAGAUAAAAGCUGCACAAGGAACACACAGCUUCCCUCCUCAUUCCCUUUCUCUUGGCGCCAUGAUAUGCUUUACCCGUGGCUAUCAUUCCUGAUGACUUUCAAGAGAAAGGCCUUGUACAGUAUAUUGUUGGCUGCUUGUGAUGUCACAUCUGAGUGUUUCCAAAAGUUUCUCUUCCCAAUGUAUUGCAUUUUGUGGUGGUGAGAACAAACCAAAACCUUAAUAUGUAAACAAAUCAUGUAGAUACUUAGGAAAGUCCCUCAACAUCCAAAUGCUGAACAUUACUGUAGUACUGCUAAAUGAGAGCAGAGUUUAGCAGUACUUGAGUCUGGGCACUGAAUUUAGUGUUGGCAAAGCUUAAGUGUUUGUGACUUAACUGCAUUUGAGGUAGUCUGAACUUUGACUAUACCUCUACCAAGUCAGAUAUGCCCGGAAUAUUGAAGUUUUACAUAUGAUAGUCAAGAUGUUUCUCUAAUUUCCAUUGUUAACAAAAGAAAACUUUUUUUUUUCUUCUUAACUCAUAGGAGUACUAUGUGAAUGAAAUAAAGUGACUAUC